AUGGUUACCGACGAGCCUCAGACCGUACCAGUUGUAUCCAUCGCUUUCUUUUAUUCUUCAACAAUUCCAACAAGAGAAGAUGACGAUUUUGACCAGGCAGAUUCGAUGAUGGCGUUACAAAUAUUAUUUACGAUAAAGCAAAACCAGACAAUGAAUCUUUCUAUUCGAAAUGUUACUAAAAUUCAAUUUGGAACAUGUUUAGAUCAGAUUAUUGCUGGUACAGACACUUCAAUACGUCGAAACAAGAUAAGUAUACAGGUUCUUGCUCAUCUGAUCUCAAUGACUGUACAACUCAAAUAUCUUGUCGUUCAACAUUUCAAAUGGCUUCUAUAUGCUGCUCAAUACGCAUCUGAAGAACUAGGAGCAAAUACAUUAAGUACUGUUCGAUAUGUUGAGUUUAGUCUUCCAAGUUGCCAUAAUAGUUCCAAAAGAGAAAUUCUUAUGUGUAAACAGCUGGUACCUUUUCUUAAACAAUAUAUGCCUUAUUUACAAACAUUACAUAUUUGGCGACCAGAUGAUUUUCCGUGGACAUCUAUUCGACCGGAUUAUGGCAAGAAGAAAGAUGACAGUGGACGUUUUACCUAUCGAUGGUUGAAGUCUCUGAGAACAUCCGAAUCAAUUAGCCGGCAUACAACAGUUUUCAAACAAGAUCUUUGCCAACUGGUCAAAAACUUGAAAGAAUUGACAUUUCUGGAUAUUCAUGGCGAAAUUGAUCAUGAGAAAGUUGAAUCUUAUCGUUUAAUGGCUCAAAGGCGCUUUCCUAAUAGUCGAAUAGAUUUUGAUUUAUCAAGAUUUCGUCUCUGGCUUUAA
Molecule: messenger RNA, 810 nt
Organism: Rotaria socialis
Lineage: Eukaryota; Metazoa; Rotifera; Eurotatoria; Philodinida; Philodinidae
Source: the annotation of a GenBank genome assembly